Nematostella vectensis (starlet sea anemone) is the source of this 1232-nucleotide messenger RNA. RefSeq names its product 8-oxo-dGDP phosphatase NUDT18-like. The record is from RefSeq and is a predicted model, not a curated record. Gene Ontology annotation, molecular function: magnesium ion binding; 8-oxo-GDP phosphatase activity; 8-oxo-dGDP phosphatase activity. The coding region runs from base 120 to 1055 and encodes 311 amino acids. The transcript has a single exon. Lineage: Eukaryota; Metazoa; Cnidaria; Anthozoa; Actiniaria; Edwardsiidae.
UAUAGACGUGGAAAGUCAAAUGAGUGAUGAAUGUAAAAUAGAAAGGCGGAGAAGUGAAGUGCCAUCUCCUGAUGUAGGUUUUUAAGCGAAAUUUCAUCCAUUCUUCUACUUGUCUCAUUAUGCAGAUGGUUGUAUCAGAACUUGAAGACAUUACUUUGAGUAAAUUUUCAGCUGGGGGUAGCCCGAAAGACGGGGAAGAUGACCUAGAAAUCUUUGCUUUGGGGAGACACAUCUGCUAUAUCGUUGCAGCCGUGAUUAUUCGAGAGGAUGGGAAAAUAUUGAUGAUGAGAGAAGCUAAGGAAUCUUGUCUAGGGAAGUGGUACCUACCCGCUGGUCGCUUGGAAAAGAACGAAAGUCUAGUUCAAGGUGCUAAAAGAGAGGUUAUCGAAGAAACUGGAUUGGAAUUCGAGCCAUCAACAAUGAUUUGCAUUGAUACCGUCUUUGGAAACUGGAUUCGGGUGACGUUUACAGGAAAAAUAAUAGGGGGAAAACUCAAGACAAAGCCUGAUAAGGAAUCCUUGGGAGCCGCGUGGUUUUCAAGGGAGGAUAUAUUUACGAAAUUGAAGCUGAGAGCUUACGAUAUAUGUCCUGCGAUUGAUGUUACUUUGCAAUGGCAUCAUUCACGUCGCGAUGAUGUGUUAUUUAGAUCUAUGCCAGUAAAAAAUCCACAACACAAAGUGUCAAUUAUAAUUUUGGCUGUUUUAAAAAAAAAUGAUGAAUUAGACGUUCUGUUGAGAAGUUCCAAGAAUGGAAUACCAAAGCUUCCCAAAGAAUUUAUCUCCCCUUAUCAUGGAAUUAAAGAAAUGGUGAAAGUCGUGUUACAAUCAGCUGAUCAACACAUAGAGUAUGAUAUCAGUGGGGUCUUGAAAAUUGAGCAUGUUGGCAGUCCACAUGGCGCCGCAGAUGGAAUGUGUCUGUCUGUCCUUGUCAAUGUGAAGAAAUGUAAUCUUGUUUCAGAGAAGUUUCAUUGGAUAAAUGUUUCUAGUGACUCUCUGAAGAGUAAGAUUUUUAAGCUUCUUGACACUCAAGGUUGUGUUUCCUUAAUAAGCACAUGAUACCUGGUGCUGCACCUUAACUGACCCAUAAUUCCUAACUGAAUGAAACCAAGAAUAUAUUUAAUUGGUUGUUAUUUUAUGAAACACCAAGAAACUUGGCAAAUAAGUGCAGCUCAUGCAAUAUGAAAUCAUUAUACAGAGAAAACAUGGGUAUGUUUUUUAAACAGCUUUAUUGUA